AUGAAGAUUAAUCUAUUUUUCUUUAUUCUGCUCUUUUGUCUCACAGUUUUACCAGCCAGAAAGAGCUAUUCCCAAUAUGAUGAAUUGGAUUUGACAAGAGAGUGCAGAAAGGGUAAUGGUCGAUGUAAAGUUGAAUGCCAAGAAAAUGAAAUUAGGAUUGCUUUCUGCAUAAAAUUUGCAACUCAUUGCUGCUUAGAGAGGUAG
Molecule: messenger RNA, 204 nt
Organism: Erinaceus europaeus (western European hedgehog)
Lineage: Eukaryota; Metazoa; Chordata; Mammalia; Eulipotyphla; Erinaceidae
Product: beta-defensin 110
Exons: 2
Coding region: 1-204 (67 amino acids)
Biological process (GO): cell chemotaxis; innate immune response; defense response to bacterium
Cellular component (GO): extracellular region
Molecular function (GO): CCR6 chemokine receptor binding; chemoattractant activity
Source: RefSeq, a predicted model, not a curated record